Molecule: messenger RNA, 1399 nt
Organism: Daldinia caldariorum
Lineage: Eukaryota; Fungi; Ascomycota; Sordariomycetes; Xylariales; Hypoxylaceae
Product: NADH dehydrogenase, alpha subcomplex, subunit 8
Exons: 3
Coding region: 227-778 (183 amino acids)
Biological process (GO): mitochondrial electron transport, NADH to ubiquinone
Source: RefSeq, a predicted model, not a curated record
GAUGUAUAUAUGUACCCAAGUUGAUUCUGGCAGUUAACUAUUACACGGAUCUCCACCUGCAUGUGCUUGGUCCAAGAUAAUAGCCCCAUGUGGCUGAAGCCAAUCAGCAUUUCCAAUUUGCUAACCACCGGCUUCCGUCAUUUCGCCCGUUCGUCAAUCUGCUCCAUUUCCGAAGCUUCACUCCAACUUACGACAUCCCGCCGAGAACCUCGUCCGUAUCGCAGCCAUGUCGGCCCGGAAGCCAGUCUUCAACCAGCAGGUUCUCUACGACACCACUCCCCUGCCGGACUCUAUCCCCCCGGUUAAGGAGAUCGGAGCUACGUCUGCGCCUCUCCUCUCGGCUUCCUUCUUCAUCGGCGCCCGGUGCCGCCCUUACAACGAUGACUUCAUGCAAUGCAAGAACGAGAACCAUGGCAAGGGCGAGUUCGAGUGCUUGAAGGAGGGCCGACGAGUAACUCGGUGCGCCGCCAGCGUGAUCGACGAUAUCAACACCCACUGUCUAGACGAGUUUCGCAAGCACUGGCAGUGCCUCGACAACAACAACCACCAGCUAUGGCAAUGCCGGAAGGACGAGUGGAAGCUCAGCAAAUGCGUAUUUGAUAACCUGAAACUUGAGAAGACUAUCCCCGAUACUGCCAAGGGCCAGCCCCCGGUCCACCUCCGGACGAAGCAGAUCUACGCCCACUAUCCCAUCUUAAGAGACCGCGGCCAGCCGCCGUUCGGCAAGGCCAUUGAUCCGCCUUCAGCACAAGCUCAGGCUGAUGCGCCGACAUCAUAAGGUGCCCUGGUUUAGGUAAGGGGCUUGAAGUAAUGAGAUAGCCGUGUAAAUAGCAAGAAUUGCAAUCGGGUUAAAAUCCAAUUUCUCUAAUUUACCCUCGUGGGAGCGGCUCCCAUGCCAGUCCGCCUCCUAUGAAAGGUACGAGUAGCAUGCCUCCCAGGAAGGCUACAGAGGCGACUAUUCAAAUGCUAUGCUAUUAGAAUAACCGUGCUGGGGAGCUUUACAGUAAGGCAUCUAACGCAGUGAGAAUAGGUACCCCUAUAAAGGUAACUCAUCUAUAAGUACCAAUACGCAUCGCAUAAAACAGUAGUUAGGUACCUAAGGCAAGGAGUUGAAGUAGCAAAUCAAGCAAUGCCUAAGGACAGAUCAUAUCAACCAUAUAAAACAAGUUUCUAGGAUGACUACCUAACCUAGAUAGAUUACCCUGGUCUACACCAUUCUGAGCAAUUGCAAAUCAAACGACGAACAAUACUCGCAUAUCCGCCACGUCCCAUGCCAACAAUAACAUAGGUUGAUCGCUCCGGCGAGGCAAUUAGGCCGGUGUAGAAAGACCUUGAGCUAAACUUGGCUAGCAUAUUCAACCCAUACCGGGGCUUACACUAAAAGGCGUUUCUUGAAGAA